Paramuricea clavata is the source of this 1612-nucleotide messenger RNA. NCBI's taxonomy places the organism in Eukaryota, Metazoa, Cnidaria, Anthozoa, Malacalcyonacea, Plexauridae. The record is from the annotation of a GenBank genome assembly.
AUGCCGUUAGACGAGCUGACAAAGAAAAGAAGAACACGCGCAGCGCACAGAGGUUCAGCAACGAAGAUAGGAACGAAGAUUAAAGAAUGUUUAGCGAAUGCGAGUGAAACGCCUCAGACGGACAAGAAUGUGCUGAAACAGCUGAGAGACACGCUGAGCGAGAAACUCGAAGCCUUGAAACUUUUAGACAACGAGAUUGUCGAGAUACUAAUUAAGUAAUAGUGAAGCCGAAGACGCAGAACAACAGCUGGAAAAGGAAAUUCAGGAGACAGAUGAUACGCGAGCUGAAUUACAAAAAAUAAUUCUCCACGUGAAUGACGCAUUGUUCGAAGCCUUGCCGUCACUACCACAAGGUCAAAGUACACCAUCGAAUCUGAGUAUGAACGCUACACCAAAACAGACUGUUCGCGCAAAGCUCCCAAAAUUAGAAGUCAAAAGAUUUAAUGGGAAAAUUCAAGAGCGGCAAGAAUUUUGGGACUCUUUUGAUAGCUCGGUCAACCAGAAUGACGCUCUGCUAGAUGAAAUUGAAUUACGCGAAGCACACGAAUCAUCUACGACGAACACGUCAAAACAAGAACGAAGGAAACCACAGUUUCUAGAUGGAUCGGCGGCUGCUCUUGUGAAUCAUACUACCAGGGAAGGGAGGCCAAGAUGCGUAUAUUGUUUACAAGAACAUUUAUCACAAGAUUGCAAGAAAAUUCAGGAUGCUGCUGAGCGUAAACAGAUUCUUCGUAAGUACGGACGGUGUUUUAUAUGUUUAAAAAGAGGACUUAUUAGUAGUAAUUGUUUAAAUACGAGUAAAUGUAAUACAUGCAGUAAACGACAUCAUAGUUCUAUUUGUGAGAGCCAUGCUCAUUAGCCGCUGACGUAGUUCAUUCCACACUUUCGUGCGUUGGGUCAGCAAAUAGAGUAGCAUUGCAGACAGCUCAGGCUUUGGUGAUGGGAGGAAAGGAGAAUGUGAGAGUGCGGGUUAUGUUUGACUCAGGAAGUCAACGGUCAUUCGUUACGGGCAAGGUAGCUCAGAAGGCAGGAGUGCCAGUAAAGAGGAAGGAAUGAGUAGAAAUUAGAACGUUCGGACAGGAGAAAGUUGAAGGGAAGUUGAGAGAAGUGUUUGAAUUGAGUGUAGCCCCAGUACAGGGGGAGAGAGUGUUAGCAUUGAAGUUUAUGGAGUAGACAGCAUUUCACAGAUUAGGAAUGAGCAUGUAGAGACAAGGAAGAAAGAUUACCCACAUUUGCAAGGGUUAUGGUUUUCCGAUGUUUGUAAGACCAAGAAUGUGUUAGAAAUAGAGUUACUAAUUGGCGCAGAUUAUUUGUGGUUAUUUCAAGAAGGGCGUACGGUUAGGGGCAAGAGUGAUGAACCUGUUGCGGUACAAACCAAAUUAGGAUGGGUGUUGUCAGGUCCACUGAAGAGUAGCUCUGAAGAUGAUGAUGGUCCUACAUCGUGUGCACAGGUAAGUACAAACCUUAUUGGGCAUGUAACUUCAUCAAAGAAUAGGUCCCUUGAAGCAUGUGUUGAAAAAUUAUGGGAUUAUGAAACGUUAGGUAUAAAGCAUGAAGAGGAAGCUAGUGAGUUAUUAAAUGAUUCAAUACAUUUCAUGGCCAACGAUAUAGU